AUGAAGAUCCAGCUGCUGGUCUCUACAGGGAUCCUGCUGGUCGCCCUCUUGCCUUGCCAUGAGUGCAGAGCCCUCAGCAAGAGCGUCCCAGCCGCCGACAGCACUCUGCAGCAGCCAGACCUUCCCCAAGCGCAACCACAGUCGCUGCCCAUCUUGCUCCGCAUGGGAGAAGAGUAUUUCUUGCGCUUGGGCAACCUUCACAAGAACCCCGCUGCCUCUUCCCUCUUCUCUUCCUCCUCGGGCACUAGCAGCAGCAGCAGCAGCAGUAAUCACCUAGCAGCGUCUGCAUCCGCCGGCAACUUUUUCCGAGCAGCGGUGCAACAGCUGCAGCAGCUGUCGCACCUGCACGAGCGCUCGCUAGAGGGCGCCGCCGAGCCCUGGGAAGGCGAAGAGGACGGCGGCCACCUGGAAGCUCCGGAGAGAGAAAAACGCUCCGAAGAACCGCCGAUCUCCCUGGACCUGACUUUCCAUCUCCUCCGAGAAGUCUUGGAAAUGGCCCGAGCGGAGCAGCUGGCGCAGCAAGCUCACAGCAACAGGAAACUGAUGGAAAUCAUCGGGAAAUGA
Gekko japonicus is the source of this 564-nucleotide messenger RNA. It is a transcript of the gene CRH, whose product is annotated as corticotropin releasing hormone. The transcript has a single exon. Gene Ontology annotation, molecular function: corticotropin-releasing hormone activity. Lineage: Eukaryota; Metazoa; Chordata; Lepidosauria; Squamata; Gekkonidae. The record is from RefSeq and is a predicted model, not a curated record. Bases 1 to 564 code for a protein of 187 amino acids. Gene Ontology annotation, biological process: negative regulation of epinephrine secretion; positive regulation of cortisol secretion; negative regulation of glucagon secretion. Gene Ontology annotation, cellular component: extracellular region.